CUUACUAGUGACCGGUCACCUCCAGCGCCCUCCAGGAUAUAAGAUCCUCCUCACUGGCGAUUGUUAAGUACAAGCACGCCACAAUGUCCCGACAGAAUCGGCCGCAACGCCGGAUUAUGGGCCCACAAUCAGCCCUGACCGAUUUUCUGCAGUCGCACAACAUCUCCGCGUACCAAAUCCGUCUGGACGCAGACGCUAGGAGAAGGGCUGCCCAGAAUAAUCAGAACGAUACAAGCAACCAGAGCAAUAAUGAGACUGCGGUAGCUUCCCCAGCGUCGACUUCAGACGUUUCUGCCGGCCCUGCGCAAUCAACCCGAGGACGCCGCGCGGCAGAGACCAAUUCUCAGGAGGAAGCGCGGAGGACCGAGAAGAAAGCUAUUCAGAAGAUCAAGGCCAGCAAGAAGUUUCAGAAGCGUAAGCGCGGGCUCGCCGACUCCGACGAUGAGGAUGACCUUGCCCGAGCCAUAUUCCGAGAGCGAGCCGCGCCACUCCCUGGUCAGAUGGAGAACUGUGCCAUCUGCAGCAAGCGGUUCACCGUUACACCGUAUACGCGCAGUGGACCUGAUGGAGGUUUGCUUUGUAGCCCAUGCGGCAAGGAUCUGGACAAAGACGAUCCCGCGGCAAAGAAAAAGGCGAAGAAGGUCGCUGGGGGCUCCGGCGCCAGACGCCGGCAACUCCAAAGCAGUAUUCUGGAUGGGACCUACUCACUCGGCGCGAAAAGCCUGAUGACCCUCUGUAUUGAAACCCUUGCCAAAAAUAUCGAUCUUGCCGAGGACCUUGGGGAUCUUCCCACGCCGGUAAUUGACAAGAUCGCACGGAAGCUCUCGAGGUAUCGCCUGCUAAACUCGCGAACACUCAACCUCUUUUUGCAGCCAGCAGCCGAGGAAGUUUAUAUCUACGAUGGCUCAAAGCUCACCACUGACGAUUUUAUCCGGGUCUUUCAGACAGUCCCAGGUUUGAAGAAGCUCAAGAUCCGUAAUGGCAUCCACUUCAAGGACGAGGUGAUGGACUACCUCCUUUCGCGGAACAUUGAGCUGGAAGAAUUUUACCUGCACGGUGCGAAUCUCCUGUCAGAAUCUAAGUGGAAGGAGUUUCUCCAUCAGAAGGGCGGCACUCUGCGGUCGCUCCGUGUAUACUGGACCGACAAGCACUUUGGGGAUGACGUUCUCUCCGUGCUCAAGUCCGCAUGUCCCUCGCUGAGUCGGCUCAAGGUAUCCCACAAUCAGCAGGUCACGGGCGUGGGCAUCACAGCCCUCGCCCAGCUUGACUCGCUCCGGCACCUCAGCCUCGACCUGCGCAACAACAUCCACUCAGACAUAUACGUCGAUCUCCUCAGCAAGAUCGGUGCCAACCUUGAAACCCUCUCGCUCACCCGCGUGCAAGAAGCAGACAACACGGUGCUAGACGCGAUACACAUGCACUGCCGCUCUCUCAAGAAGCUACGCAUAACCGACAGCGAAGAGAUGACCGACGCCGGCUUUGCUCGGCUCUUUACCGGUUGGGCCAACCCGGGUCUGGUGUUUUUGGAUCUGCAAAAGUGCCGCCAGUUGGAUUCCGCACAGCCGCGCGAAAACCCAGAUGGCAUCGGCUUGUGCUCCAAUGGCUUUCGCGCGUUGAUGGCGCACUCGGGUAAGACGCUGCGUCAUCUCAAUGUCCAUGGAUGCCGGCACAUUGAGGCUGUCGCGUUUGAGGAGGUUUUUGGCCCCGAAAAGGUCUAUGACGCAAUGAACAAGGUAGAGAUUAGCUUUUGCGAGGAGGUGUCCGACUUCAUAGUGGGCAGCGUGUUCCGCAGUUGCCCGAAUUUGAGGGAGCUGAUUGUAUUUGGGUGCAUGAAAGUUAGAGACGUGAGGGUGCCGAGAGGCAAGAUCCUGGUUGGAGUGCCGAACGCGAAGGGAAUGGUGCUUGAUGGAGAUUACGAUGACUGAUUGAGGUGUGAGAGGUUAUUAAACUGUGGUGUCGCUCAUAUCGCAUCCCGGCUUGUGAUGGUCGCGGCACAUUGGCGUCGAGCUCGGUGGCUCAUGUACGGUAUUUAAAAGGCGUUAUUGUAAGGGUAAAGUGGUUAAUGCACACCGAAUCAAGAUAAGUAGCUUCGCU
This is a messenger RNA of Canariomyces notabilis, 2094 nucleotides long. RefSeq names its product RNI-like protein. Gene Ontology annotation, cellular component: SCF ubiquitin ligase complex. The record is from RefSeq and is a predicted model, not a curated record. The transcript has 4 exons. NCBI's taxonomy places the organism in Eukaryota, Fungi, Ascomycota, Sordariomycetes, Sordariales, Chaetomiaceae. Gene Ontology annotation, biological process: SCF-dependent proteasomal ubiquitin-dependent protein catabolic process. Bases 84 to 1925 code for a protein of 613 amino acids.